Molecule: messenger RNA, 844 nt
Organism: Nematolebias whitei (Rio pearlfish)
Lineage: Eukaryota; Metazoa; Chordata; Actinopteri; Cyprinodontiformes; Rivulidae
Product: GRB2-related adapter protein
Exons: 6
Coding region: 71-814 (247 amino acids)
Molecular function (GO): protein binding
Source: RefSeq, a predicted model, not a curated record
GACAGCUCAGUGGAAGCUCUGUGCCUGCUUGUCUCACGAGGUGAAACUGUCUCUGUCCUCUCUGUCCAUCAUGGAGGCUGUGGCUCUGUUCUCUUUCACAGCAUCAGAACCAGACGAGAUCAGCUUCCAGAAGGGAGACGUGGUCAAAGUGACAGAGAUGGAGGAAGACUCCUGCUGGUUCACAGCUGAGGUCCAGGGGAAGCGAGGCUACGUGCCGGAGAACUACCUUUACCUUCUCCCUCAUCCCUGGUUCGCAGGGUCAGUGUCCAGGCUGGAGGCUGAGCAGUGUCUGCACCGGCAUGAAACUGGAGUGUUUCUGGUGCGGGACAGUGAAUCUGCUCCUGGAGAGUUUUCUCUCUCUGUCAGCUAUGGCGACAGGGUGGAGCACUUCAGAGUCCUGGAGGGGGGUGGUCAGUACUUCAUCUGGGACAAGUCGUUUUGCUCCUUGAACCGCUUGGUGGACUUCUACCGAACAAACAGUAUCGCCUUAGAGAAAGUGGUUCGCCUCAAAGAUCUUCCCUCGUCCCCUCGGCUGCAGGCCCAUCCUGGACACAACCCGUACCCCAACCCUUAUAGAAGCACCUCGCAGGAGUCAAUCCAUUCUACCCACUCUAACCUCAAACCAGUUUUGGAGAAGCCUCGUCUGGCUCAUGCCCUCUGCGACUACACCCCCCCUCAAACCGCCCACCUCCACUUUAGACGUGGAGAUGUCAUCAACCUUCUGGACUGUUCAGACUCGCUGGGCUGGAGGGGGCGCUGUCGAGGCCGGGUGGGCAUCUUCCCUCCAGAAUAUGUUCAGCCGCUCUUCCACUAGCUCCACGGCUGACCUUCAGAUCUGUGCUGA